Fragaria vesca subsp. vesca is the source of this 474-nucleotide messenger RNA. RefSeq lists its product as uncharacterized. The coding region runs from base 1 to 474 and encodes 157 amino acids. The transcript has a single exon. Lineage: Eukaryota; Viridiplantae; Streptophyta; Magnoliopsida; Rosales; Rosaceae. The record is from RefSeq and is a predicted model, not a curated record. Gene Ontology annotation, molecular function: zinc ion binding.
AUGCAGGAUCGUUUGAAAGAACGUAUGGAUGCUGCUUCACAGUUUAAUGUGGUUUACUCGACCACAAAUAUCUAUGAAGUUCAAGGGAAGUAUUCUCAUGUUGUUGAUGACCUUGGUAUUUGUUCUUGCACGUGUAGAAAAUGGGAGAUUGAAUGUUUUCCUUGCUCUCAUGCUCUUGCUGUAAUUCAAGCUGCCUCAAAGGAUGUUUAUGCAUUUGUAGAUCUGCAUUACUUUGCUGACUACUGCAAGAAGUGCUAUGAUGUUCCACUUUUCCCUCUUUCUAAUGCUGAUAUGGCUUCUGCUGAAUCUGCUAAUGAUGAGUUUAUACAUCCUCCCCAUGUGAAGAGGCCCCCUGGAAGGCCGAAGAAAAAGAGGUUCAAGUCAAGUGGAGAGACUCAAAAGAAGCUCAUUCGUUGUGGCCGAUGUCAAAAAUUGGGCAAUCAUAACAAGGCGACCUGCACUGAACCUCUUUGA